AUGUGGUCGUCGUCCUCAUCAUCGUUAACGACUGAAGUCGAUAUGGGUACAUCGGUAGCCCCAACAUCACCAUCCUCCUCACCAGCAACAAAUACAACGACAAUAGCAACAACACCAAUAGCAUUAACUACAAAACAGCGCAACUUCGAGCUCUCAGCUAAAAGUGAAUGUUACGAUCAAACGGAACCCACAUCAGCAUCUCUCAGUCGUCAUCAGCAUCAUUAUGCAGCCACAUUUGAUACAACUAAUACGCCUGGAACGAGUGAUGAGCAGUUGGAUUUGUCGUGUUCAUCGAGGAACAAGCGCACUUCAUCAUCAAGAUCCAAAUUUUCGAUCACAGAUAUUUUGAACGCCAACAAUGAUUCUGAAUCGAAAAGACGACGGUUAUCGACACCGCCUUCAGAGUUGAUUCGAACAGGUGCUACUUCCAACGUUGCGGUAAGCAGUGAGCCAACGUCUCCAUCGCUACAAUCGUUUUCAGACCUGAUCGAUUCACGAUUUGCACUACCUCAAUAUGUUCAAUUUCUACAUGGUGGGCUUGCAAGCGGUCGCCAGAAUUUGCCAAGUUCAUGGCUCCCAAUGUGGUUUUCGGCUUUCUAUCCAUCGCUUACGCAGUUUCCCUUUCCAGCAGUUGCUACCAAGUCACCAAGAAUUCUAUCAAAUUCAGAAGCAGGCAAGUCGCCUUAA
Messenger RNA from Anisakis simplex (herring worm), 687 nucleotides. Lineage: Eukaryota; Metazoa; Nematoda; Chromadorea; Rhabditida; Anisakidae. The record is from the annotation of a GenBank genome assembly.